AUGGCGAAGUGUCCAGGUUAUCAUUGGUCGUCAGGGAUUAAGGAUGGGAACAAGCCUGAAUCUGUGGGUGAAGAAGGGGUGUUGCCCUCCGAGUCCAACUUUAAACUAGGGUUUGAUGAUGAGGCCAGUAGUGGGAAUGCAGAUGACAGUCCCCUGGCAGAUGAUCCCAAGAACCGGAAACAAUAUGAGACAUCACUGGAGACAUUUGAAGAUAAUGCUUUCCAGAGAUGUGGCAAGGCAGAGGCCUACGAGAGCCAGCACGUGUCAGAAAUGCACCAGAGGGACCUCCCUGGGGAGAGAUGGGAUGACUGCAUUCAUCCAGAAAAGGCCCUUGAGGGCCUCCACAGCAUCCUUCUCCACCCAGAAGAUGCUACAGGAGAUGAUCACUCUGGAUACAUUGAGUGUGAGGAAAUCAUCAGUCAGACAUCAAAUCAUCAGCAAGGUGAGGCAUCCCAGACAGAGAAACCCCACAAAUGUCCCAAAUGUAACAAGGGCUUCAGGUGGUGCUCUGAUUUAAUUAAACACCAGAGAACCCACACAGGUGAGAAGCCCUUCAUAUGCAGUGAGUGUGGGCAAACCUUUAGGGUGAGCUCCCACCUUACCUCCCACAGAAGACUGCACACAGGAGAAAGGCCCUACCCUUGUCUCAAAUGCAGGAAAAGCUUCAGCCGAAACUCUCACCUUACAAAUCACCAGAGAGCCCACAACGGCGAGAGGCCCUUCAAAUGUGUGCAGUGUGGAAAAGGCUUCAGUGAUUCCUCAACGCUCACCCAGCACCAGCAAACCCACACUGGUGAGAAGCCUUACGUGUGUUCCCAAUGUGGGAAGUGCUUCAGACAGAGCGCUCACAGACACCAGCGAGUCCACGCAGGAGAAAAACCCUUUAUGUGUGCUGAGUGUGGGAAGUGCUUCCAAAACAAGACACACCUCAAGCAGCACUGUAAACUUCACCUGAAAUAG
Messenger RNA from Opisthocomus hoazin, 960 nucleotides. NCBI's taxonomy places the organism in Eukaryota, Metazoa, Chordata, Aves, Opisthocomiformes, Opisthocomidae. The record is from RefSeq and is a predicted model, not a curated record.